Molecule: messenger RNA, 3332 nt
Organism: Pungitius pungitius (ninespine stickleback)
Lineage: Eukaryota; Metazoa; Chordata; Actinopteri; Perciformes; Gasterosteidae
Gene: cyp26a1
Product: cytochrome P450 26A1
Exons: 7
Coding region: 786-2246 (486 amino acids)
Biological process (GO): sterol metabolic process
Molecular function (GO): monooxygenase activity; oxidoreductase activity, acting on paired donors, with incorporation or reduction of molecular oxygen; heme binding
Source: RefSeq, a predicted model, not a curated record
UGGUGUCUCGGUAGAUGAGUCCCCCCCCUCUCCAUUUAUCUCUCUUUUAUUCAUUCACUUUUCAUGUCGCGUAGCCCGAGGAUAACCUUGCAUGCGCGUGCAUGUUCGCGCGUGCGCACCUCAGCCCUUCUCUACUGACCCACGUUUGAACCCAUUGGGAGAUAUCAUUUUUUAUAACAACACGCACUGUGCGUGUGCACGAGGAGGCAGAGAGACGGUCAAAGUCUCUAGAUUAGGGAGAGGGUUAUUCAGGACGUAACCUCGCCUCCAGAUGAGGGUUCUUGGUGUAAAUAACGUGCACGUGCACACAAUGUGUGUGUGUGUGUGUGUGUGUGUGUGUGCAUAACUAAACUAAACAAAACCUCCGUCGUGAGUGCAGUGCGGCUCACAGAGGACGGAUUAAGACAUUCUUCUCGUCCCGUUCUCUGCCGCAUUGCUUGAAUGCAGCCUCCCUGCAGGCGUCCUCGCUGAUCCCCCUAGCGGGGCUAAAGCCAAAGGUAAUGAGUGUGUAAACUAGCCUCCCAUUGUCUCCGAGAGAACCGGCACCUUUUUUUGUGUGCUCUCAGUUGUCUGCGUGCAACAGGAGGUAGGGAUUAAGGAUGCGGCCCCCGUGGAACAAAUGGCGAGGGCGAGUCGGCCUCCGCGGGCCGGAGGCGGGGCCGAGCGGCAAGCCCACAAUUAAAGAUGAACUUUGAGUGAACUAAUUUAGGUAACGACAGCCUAUAAAAGUGCCGGCUGAGCCGCCCGGGAGUCACCGUGGCGGAACCCAACUCUCCAGCUGCAACAUGGCCCUGAACACGCUGCUGGCCACCUUCCUGUGCACCAUCGUGCUCCCCGUCCUGCUGUUCCUCGUGGCGCUCAAGCUGUGGGAGGUUUACAUGAUCCGAGGCAGAGAUCCGAGCUGCCCGAGGCCGCUGCCCCCCGGAUCCAUGGGCUUACCGUUCAUUGGAGAGACGCUGCAGCUCAUCCUGCAGAGGAGAAAGUUUUUGCGCAUGAAGCGGCAGAAGUACGGAUACAUCUACCGCACGCACCUCUUCGGCAACCCCACGGUGCGCGUUACCGGGGCGGACAACGUCCGACAGAUUCUGCUGGGGGAGAACCGACUCGUGUCCGUGCAGUGGCCCGCGUCCGUGCGCACCAUCCUGGGAUCGGACACGCUGUCCAACGUGCACGGUGCCCAACACAAGACCAAGAAAAAGGCCAUCAUGCGGGCUUUCUCCACCGAGGCUCUGGAACUCUACAUCCCUGUCAUCCAGGAGGAGGUGCGGGCCGCGGUGAAGGAGUGGGUGGCCAAGGACUCCUGUGUUCUGGUGUACCCGGAGAUGAAGCGGCUGAUGUUUCGCAUCGCCAUGAGGAUCCUGCUCGGCUUCAAGCCGGAGCAGAUCAAGACCGACGAGCAGCAGCUGGUGGAGGCUUUUGAGGAAAUGAUCAAGAACCUGUUCUCUCUGCCCAUUGACGUGCCCUUCAGCGGACUGUACAGGGGUCUGAAGGCGAGGAACUUCAUCCACUCCAAGAUAGAGGAGAACAUCAAGAAGAAAGUGCUGGAGUCGGACAAGGAGUGCAAAGGCCGAGACGCUCUGCAGCAGCUCAUAGACAGCAGCAGGAAGAACGGGGAACCGUUCAGCAUGCAGGCCAUUAAGGAGUCUGCUACAGAGCUGUUGUUUGGCGGCCAUGAGACCACAGCCAGCACAGCCACCUCUCUGGUUAUGUUCCUGGGCCUGAACCCUGAAGUCGUGGAUAGACUGAGGCAGGAACUGAUGGACAAGGAGGAGCAGGGGAUGGACCUACACAGUCUCAACAUCGAGGCCUUGGAGCAGUUGAAGUACACAGGCUGUGUCAUUAAAGAGACUUUGAGGAUCAACCCUCCUGUUCCCGGAGGCUUCAGAGUGGCCCUGAAGACCUUUGAGUUAAAUGGUUACCAAAUUCCCAAAGGCUGGAACGUCAUCUACAGCAUCUGUGACACCCAUGAUGUCGCAGAGAUCUUCCCCAACAAGGAGGACUUCCAGCCAGAGCGCUUCAUGACCAAGCCCUUGUCCGACUCCUCCAGGUUCCAGUACAUCCCGUUCGGAGGGGGCUCCAGAAUGUGUGUCGGGAAAGAAUUUGCAAAAGUCCUGCUGAAGAUCUUCCUGGUGGAGGUGGUCACAAAGUGUCACUGGACUCUGUUAAAUGGGCCACCCACCAUGAAGACAGGACCUACUGUCUAUCCUGUUGACAAUCUGCCAACCAAGUUCACCAGCUAUACAUAGAGGUGAAACUGACAUGGCAGAAGGUUAUUGUUCUACGAGGGAAGUUAGAAGGCAUCCCAAAGGCCUCUAAUCAGCGGUUUUGCCUCCAAAACCAAUGGGGUGUUUGGGGAGUUUUGAAAGUUCUAAAGAAAGCGAUCAAUGGCUGCAUUCACUUCAAUUUUUUGACUUUGCAUAAAUUGUGUAUAUAUUGUAGAUGAAGCAAGAUCGUAUUUUACAGUGUUUAUUUUAUGAUGUUAAUACAUUGGAUUUUUAUAAAUUUAUAUAUUAGUUUGUUCGAACAAACUAAACGAGAGGCACUAUACACAGUCAUGGAACACUUUAAUCAGCUCAGAGGUGUAUCUAUAGGAUUAUGUACAUAUGUAAUGUAGAGUCUGUUUAUAUAACUUUUUUAUCUUACCCAAACUUAUUUAAGUAUAUUAUCUUAUAUUGUAUGGGCUUUUUAUUUAAUAAAACGUAUGUGGAGAAUCCUGUUUUUUGUUAUUUAAUUUCUAUUAUAUUGUUUCUGUGAGAGUGUGUGGAACACAUGGAUAUUCAUUAUCUAAGUGUAUAAAUGACAGAGCUGGAGUACUGUUAGAUUAGCAUAGUGACUGGAAACAGUGGGAGAGGCCUAGAUAGCCGUAAAGCGGGGAAAGCUCCCUAAUUAACCCAAGUGGUUGAGAGUUAGAAAGCAGUGAGUUUACUAAACCUCUACGGUUUAACUGCUAACAGCGGAGCAUGUUUGGUCGGGUUGCAUUGUGGGGGUUUCAGGCACCAGGAGGUGACACAGAAGAAGCAUGAAAUAAAAAAUCUAUACAUUUCUUGUGUCUAACCUGUCUGAGACUCAAAUCAGCGAGGUACUUAUUUUUGUGAGUAGAACUGUUCUUCUCAAACACGUGUGUCCUCGCAUUCAGCAGCACAGUUCCAACUGCAGCAGGUCACCAGAUAUGGCUGCAAGAGCACUCCUUUUAUGUUAUUUAUCUUGGAUUUUGGUCAAUUUAUUAAAAACCCGUUGUACUGAUCAUAAGAUCAGAUAUUAACAACUUGACAAAUCUGUGUAAAACGAGUCUCUUUACAGCAGUGCUUGUGUUGAUCUGCAAUUACAACCUG